This is a messenger RNA of Salvelinus sp. IW2-2015, 3901 nucleotides long. RefSeq names its product leucine-rich repeat and immunoglobulin-like domain-containing nogo receptor-interacting protein 3. Gene Ontology annotation, molecular function: protein binding. Gene Ontology annotation, cellular component: extracellular matrix. The record is from RefSeq and is a predicted model, not a curated record. Lineage: Eukaryota; Metazoa; Chordata; Actinopteri; Salmoniformes; Salmonidae.
AGAGAGGAGAGAGACUUCAGUUGCCUUUUUAUCUGCAGAGGAAGAGGGAGUUAGUAGAUGCUCGAUAGAUAGGGAGGUAGCGCGGUGGGAGAAGGGGAACGAAGUGAUUUGCAGUCAAGCUCAGCUGCUGAUGCUACAAGCUGGAGGCUCACUGACUGCUAUAGGAAGCUGGAGUAGCAACAUCACAGUACAGCACACACACACUCUCCGGACGGACAGACCGCGGAACCAGAGACGCACAGACAUAUACACGCUGAGUGAGGAACAGGUUUGCGAAUGUGGAUGGACCACCAGUCAAGUUCCAGUCCUGGGUGUCUGGUGCACUGAUCCAGCCACAGUGGUGCGGAGGUAGAGCGGGGGCAUGGCGGCCGGUCCAGGCAUGGGGUGGCCUGGCCUGCUCCUGCUGCUGAUGACUACUGUGGCCUCCACUCAGAGCCAAGGCUGUCCCCAGCGCUGUGAGUGCAUGGCCAAGCUCAAGUCUGUGGCCUGCCAAGGCAAGCGCCUGUCUGCCCUCCCCGACAGCAUCUCCUCGGACACACGCCUGCUGGACAUGAGUGGGAACAUGCUUCGCUGGGUGGAGCAUGGCGACCUCCUCUCCUACCCUCGGCUGGAGGAGCUAGACCUGAGUGAGAACAUCAUCAGUGUCCUGGAGCCCAACGCCUUCUCUAGCUUGCAGAACCUGAGGGUGUUGUCGCUGAGGGGGAACCAGCUCAAACUGGUCCCCAUGGGCGCCUUCUCACACCUCACAAACCUUACCACACUAGACCUGAGUGGGAACAAGAUCGUCAUCCUGUUGGACUUCACCUUCCAGGACCUAAAGAGCCUGAGGAACCUGGAGGUUGGCGACAACGACCUGGUCUACAUCUCCAACAAGGCAUUCCUGGGCCUGGUGGGUCUGAGGCAGCUCACCAUUGAGAGGUGCAACCUGACCUCCAUCUCCAGCCAGUCUCUGUCCUACCUCCGCAGCCUGGUCACUCUGCGCCUGCGCUACCUCAGCAUCUCCUCCCUGGAGGACCAGAACUUCCGUAAGCUGGGCGGGCUGCGGGGUCUGGAGAUCGACCAUUGGCCCUUCCUGGAACACAUCUCCCCCCAUAGCCUCCAGGGCCUCAACCUGUCUUGGCUGUCCAUCACCAACACUAACAUCACCUCUGUGCCCACAGCCGCCCUACGCAGCCUGGCCCACCUCACCAGCCUCAAUCUCUCCUACAAUCCCAUCUCAGUGCUGGAGUCCUGGGCCCUUAGGGACCUGGUCCGGCUGAAGGAGCUACACCUGGUCAACACCAACCUGAUGACGGUGCAGCCGUACGCCCUUGGCGGCCUUCGGCAGAUCCGCCUGCUUAACCUGUCCACUAACGCCCUGGUAACCCUGGAGGAGGGCGCCUUCCAGUCCGUCAACACCCUGGAGACGCUGCGUGUAGAUGGGAACCCUCUGUCAUGUGACUGCCGCCUGCUUUGGAUCCUCCAGCGCAGGAAGACCCUCAACUUUGAAGGGAAGUCCCCAGUGUGUGCGGGACCCAUGGAGGUGCAGGGCAGGGCCCUCAGCGCCUUCUCAGACUCUGCCCUCUUUGACCACUUUACCUGCCAGAAGCCCAAGAUACGCAACAGGAAGCUGCAGCCUGUGACUGCCAGGGAGGGCCAGGUAGUGUCCUUUGUGUGCCGGGCGGAGGGAGAGCCCACACCUAUCAUCUUCUGGGUAUCUCCCCAGCGCCGUCGGAUCACUACCAAGAGCACUGGACGUGUCAUCGUCCUACCUGAGGGAACGCUGGAGAUCCGCUAUGCCCAGGUGACCGACAGCGGCACCUACAUCUGCAUCGCCAGCAAUGCCGGGGGUAACGCCACCUACUUUGCCACGCUGACCGUGAGCGCGCUGCCUCUGGACGCAGCGCUCAUGGCCAACCGCACAUACUACACAGGUGACCUCAACGAGACCAAUCUGAACGACACCAAGGUCUUCCUCAAGUUCACCUUGGACCUCAAGACAAUCCUGAUAUCCACAGCCAUGGGGUGUUGCUUGUUCCUUGGGGUGGUGGUCUUCUGUUUCCUGAUGCUGUUCGCAUGGAGCCGGGGCCGGGGGCAGCACAAGAAUAACUUCUCAGUAGAGUACUCCUUCAGAAAGGUAGAUGGCCCUGCUGCCAGUGGCGGACAGGGAGGGGCCCGUAAGUUCAACAUGAAGAUGAUUUGAGACAGAAAAUGGGCCGCUCUGUUUACUUGUAGACUUAAACGGGGACAGAAUAACUUCUGACUUUUUGAUACUGAUCCCUGUCAGUUCAGAAAUCAACUCACUAGGUUCAUCCAAGACAGAUUACUAAGACUUUGUUUUUUUAUCUGUAAAUGGCUGUAUCAACAACAAAAAAGUAAAUUGAUUUGGUACAGUCCGAUUUUUCUCAAUUGCUAUUUGUGUAUUGGUCUAUCUUGUGCAGAAGAGUCUGGAUGAUAGUUAAAGAUGUCCCAAAAUCCUAUUGACAUGACCCCUGCACAGCUCCACUGGUCUCUCUGCAGUGCACCCUCCCUCCUCACUCAUGAAUACAUAAUCACAGGGUGCUCGCUGAAUGCCAAUACUCGUUUAAACAGAUGAUAUUAUUUGUUUUCCCAUAGGAGGACCAGCGACCACUAUACCACACAGGUAGGGAUCUUGCAUACAGUAGAUAGCUGACAUUGAUACUCAACAGUAGUCUAUACUGUAUACUACACUGCCAAGCUAUAACCAUGGGCACCGUACUGUAGGACUUCUAAUGCAAACUACGUUACAGGAUACUUCCAACCUCAUCUGUUAUUCAAAAGCAUGAAAUGCUGCUACACAUUUGACUAGUUCAUUUUUUCAAAUGGAUUUGUUAUGUAAAGUACCAUGAAUGACAAAGUGAAAAAUAUAGAAACCUUGUGUACAGGUGAGUGAUCACUCACACAAUUUCCUAUGGGUUCAGAUAUCCUCGUUCUGGUGUAUUCAGUGAAUAGUAUACACCUGCCCUCAGACUGCACCCCCUCUGACAUGUGAAAAGGUGUACAAAAUGUUUUGUAUAUACUGUAUGGUUGUUGUUGGGUAUACAGAUUUGUUGUCUCAUUUUCUGAAUAACUUGCUAUAUAAUCUUUGUUAAUUCGUCAUUGUCUGAUGACUUCAUCCAAAGACAAGUGUUCAUACUGUAUCGAUUGAUAGACAUAUACAUCAGAGGUCAUACAUUUUGUCAUCUUUAAAAGCUAUUGUGGUUGUUCAUAUUGUGGCAGAUUUUAUGUGGAUUAGUCUAAGUCUAAUUAUCCUAACUGGUAAUAGCCAGUAAUUUAAUUCAUAGCCGACACAUAUUGCCUGGCGCAGAGAUUCGCCCUUUCUGUGCUCUCCAAAUAACUUAGGAAGGACAAGCGUGCAGUGUAUCAGAUCAGUUUCCUAUUUUGUGGAAGCAGUGGGAAGCUUGGUGACCAGCAGUGACAGUGUUUCUCAUCAGGACCCAGUCUCAGAUAUGCAGGAAAAUGCUAAUGUAACAGAGACCUUGGAUGCUAGAAGAGAGGUCACAAUGGAACAGAGCCAGGAUGUGCUAGAGGGCAUUCAUUGCCCAAAUCACAAGGCUGACAUCAUUUGCUUUCUGCAGAUAAAUUAGAAUAGGAUCAGAAACUAAGCGAAGAUUACGCUGUUCUUAAAAUAUUUGUAAAAUGUGAAUUUGAUUAUAACAGCAGUACAUUGUAUCUUUUGGAAGAGCAGUUAUUGCUAAGGUUUUGUAAACUUGCUAAUGGCAAAAAUUAUUUAAUCAUCAUCCCUCUGCACUUUGUGCAGGUGCCUGGCACAUAUUUAUUAUUCUCGAUCUGCAGCACAGGAGAAAAUGCAUUUAAAUUCCCAAAAUACACUGAGUGAACAAAAUAGGAACACCUUCCUAAUAUUGAGUUGCUCCUUCAUCUACACUGAUUGAAGUGGGUU